Anas platyrhynchos (mallard) is the source of this 3326-nucleotide messenger RNA. Its product is annotated as retinol dehydrogenase 8. Gene Ontology annotation, biological process: estrogen biosynthetic process. Gene Ontology annotation, molecular function: estradiol 17-beta-dehydrogenase [NAD(P)+] activity. Gene Ontology annotation, cellular component: cytoplasm; cytosol. NCBI's taxonomy places the organism in Eukaryota, Metazoa, Chordata, Aves, Anseriformes, Anatidae. The record is from RefSeq and is a predicted model, not a curated record.
UUUGUUGUUUGUUUGUGUGUCUUAAGAUACCGUCCCUGCAACAUUUUAUGUUUAUUAGAAUGAACCUGUGUGUAAGAAAUGUUAGGUCACUGAUUUGGUCAUUAAUAGAUGCUGGGAAAAUCUGUGCGCUUCACUCCAACCAGAGUCUUUCAGGUGCAGAGUUGUGUGGGACAGGGCUAUAAGGCUUGACUGUUCCCUUACAAACUAAAACAGUUUUCCAGAAGUAUUACACAAUUUAGUAUAAAUGGCUAGUGACCCCAGUCUUUAGUGCUUGUAUUACAUAAGUGCCAGAAACUGCAAAUAUGAGAGGCCUAAAUCUGAGUCUGAUUAAUGCAAGCAUUUAUGUGCGUUAAGAUACGAGAUUGCUAACUGGAUAUUCUGAAUUACCAACGACAUUUGAUGUAGAGCAGAGAAUAACAGAAAUUAAUUUAAGGCUUAAGCCUGAAUGAGGUGUUUAGUGUUUUAAGAGUGCAUCUCAGACAGAAAACAAAACAAACCAAAACCAAACCAAAACAAAUCAUUGUAUUUCAGGGACUCUGCAGGUGGAAGUGUGCUAACCUCCUUGGUAGUAGGUAGGUCAAUUUAACUAGUUAUUCAAACAUGCUCCACAAGUCCAACUAUUCUACUUCCAGUGGUUAUACAAAAUCAGGCACACACUUUGCAGCUGUUGAUAAGUUCAAGAUACACUCAUAUGAAGUAUGUAUUUCUGCAGUUUCAGAUAAUUUAUUUUUCUCUUAUAAAAAUUAUGAUGUAGCAAAAAGUGCUGUUUACUUGGGGAAAUUACCAUAUGACAUAUUUCAGAAUAAGCUAUCUGCUCCUCUACAUAACACCAAAUUACAAUCAGUAAAAUUAAUUUGACGAGCAUAAUUGAAAAAAUAUUUUUCCUCUUGUUAAGCAGAUCAGUUUGCCUUCAGGCUAGAAAUGUGUGCAUCAAACUUCAGACUGGUCUUUUAAAGCAAAGGAACAUUAAAGCCCUUCAAACCAAGAUUUCAAGGGGAAAAUAUAACCUAUCUGUAAUUACAGUUGCAUCCCCACACUAGUGGAAUUCCACUAACGUAGUAUUGCAUAAAGCCUUGCUUGCCCCUCCUACAUGCACUAAAUAUAAAUGUGCAUGAGCAGCAAUAGCAAUUUGCCUAAUGGCUGAAUCAGCUAAACAGCAUUUGCAGUAAAAUUGUGUAUCUAAUUGUGUACACUAACUUCUUUGGUAAAGCCAUGGGUCUAACCUGAUAAAUAAAUAGAAACAUAAUUACAAUUUCUCAUUAACUUUAGAUGUUGUAUUGUUGAGAGGUUAAUGAUUUCAUUUGUUAUACUGUCAAUAUGAGUUUGUCUGGAAAGCUAACAUCAUUUCAGUGAAGCAUUUCUGUAGAGUUCUACUCUUUUGAGUUACUAACUAGUUUACAUCUACACAAAUCCUGGAAAACUAAGUUAAUUCUUCUGAAUUGUAUUGUAUUAACAUGGGGUUAUUGUCUCUUGGAAAACUUUUUUCCUUCAGCUUGUCAGCUAGAGAACAGAAAAUGUUCGAAGUCUUCAGUGAUUGCAAGGAUGUAGUGAAGUUGGUCAGUUUAGUGUCUUUCUGGUUGUUCUUCACUGCUAGCAUGCUUGCUCACUUUCCCCCUUCUUGUAUGGGAACAGUGCCAAAAAUAAAUGUGAGGAAUCUGUCUAAAUAACUUGUCUCCUUCCAAAUCGACAGCAUACUUUUCAGUUUACUUUUUCUAUAAAGCCUGUUAGGACUUUUAGUUACAAACAUGUCUAUAAUAAUAAGAUAUCAGGGAAUAAAUUCAAGUGCUGCUCUAUUUCAAAAGGAUGUGGAGGGUGCUGUAAGCAUUGAAAUUCUGAACACCUUUAGCAAAGGGGUCGUAUUUUGGGUAUUUGUUGUAAUUGUGGCAAAGCUUUUUCUUCCAGUAAUGUGCAAAAUGAUUAUUAUACUAUUUAAAAAAUCUUAUGUAGUUUACAAAUGUUUCAUUUCAAAGACUAAUUAAGUUUUAUAUUAAAUAUUGUCCAUAUUGGUAAUGCAGAUUAUAAGCUCAUGCGGGAGCAUCUGUUUCUGUUUUUGUCUAGAUGGAGAUUAUCCCUUAAUCAUGCAGGGUCCAGGUGUGCAUUUUGGGAUUUGUUGACUCAGGAAAGCUGCAGAUAGCAUUAAAGGCCAGUGACAAUUACACUGUAGCUGCAUUUAGGUUGUUGUGCCUCUGGGCAAGAACUCUUGCUUGAACCGCACAGUGAAAAGGAUGGCAAAAAGAAAUGUCCUCAUUACAGGUUGCUCCUCAGGAAUUGGACUGGCCUUAGCUGUAAAAAUGGCAAAAGAUGAACAGAAAAGAUUUAAAGUGUACGCCACAAUGCGCAAUCUGGCCAAGAAGGAGGCACUUGAGGAGGCUGCAGGUCGCAGGCUGGGCAAAACCCUGGAAAUUAAACAACUGGAUGUCUGUGAUGAACAGUCCAUUAAAACUUGUGUGAAUAGUAUCCCUGACAGAAGGAUCGAUGUCUUAGUUAGCAAUGCUGGAAUGGGGCUUAUUGGACCAAUUGAAUGUCAGACCAUUGAUGAAAUGAAAACGGUGAUGGAUACCAACUUCUUUGGACUGGUUCGACUCCUGAAGGAGAUUUUGCCUGACAUGAAGAGGAGAAAGAGCGGGCAUAUAGUUAUAAUAAGCAGUGUUAUGGGAAUACAAGGUAUCUUAUUUAAUGAUGUUUAUGCUGCAUCAAAGUUUGCGGUGGAAGGAUUUUGCGAAAGUUUAGCUAUACAAGCACUGAAGUUCAAACUGCAGUUAAGUCUGAUUGAACCAGGCCCAGUGAUUACAGAGUUUGAAAGAAAAGUGUUUGAAGAUGGAAUGAAAAUGGAUCUUUCAGCUGCAGAUGAGGAAACAGCUGAGAUGUUUACUAAUAUUUACCUUAAAAAUUACAAACAAAUUUUCCAGAGCCUGGGACAAAGUGCUGAGGAUGUUGCAGAGCACACAGUAAAGAUAAUUCUUGCAGAAAACCCACCUUUUCGCCAUCAGACCAACACCUUGUACACGCCGAUGACAACUCUCAAAUACGCAGAUCCAAAUGGAGAUCUACCCAUUGAUAUAUUCUACAAAAUGGUUUUUCAUCAUGACAAAAUCUUCAGUGCAAGUCUUAACUUUAUCAAAUUGCUAAGGUGGAGAAGCAGAAAGAGCUUUGACCUAGGAAAACCCUCACAAUAAGCACGAGAUUGUGUAAACUGGAACAUUGGUUGCAGUUACUAUUUUGUUAAAUGGCUUAUGAUUUGAUGUAAGCUCCAAGAUAUUGACCUCAAUGCAUGUAUCUUCAACUUUAGUUUGCCAGACCUUAAAAUUAAAAUCCUCUUAACUCUA